AUGCACUUUUUUCCUUGUGAUAGAAUUCCAGGAGCUCGCACAAACUAUACUAUAAUUAAAUGUUUGGACAAUGGAAGUUAAGGAUACGUGUAUCAAGUAAAAGGAGAGGAUAAUAAAUUCUAUGCCUUGAAGAGAGUUCUCAAAAUGAAAUCAAGCGAAAUGAAUUUCUUAAAUAAGUAUUUCUAGAAUCAAUAAGAUUUUGCGCCCUUACUCAUUCAUUAUGAAUAUUUUUAGUACAAAAAUAGCUUAAUAAUAAUCUAAGAGUAUUGUACGGGAGGCAAUCUAUAUUAAUUAUUAUAGAAAUAAAAAUUAUCGACCCAAGAUAUUUAAAGGAUUUUAUCAGAUGUAUUUAUAAUAUAACUCGAAGUGUUAAGAUAGUAAAAAUUUUUUCAUAGAGACUUAAAGCCAGAAAAUAUUUUGAUUUAAAUUGAUUCUCUAUAUAAUAGAAAUCACUAUAAAAUUUGCGAUUUUGGAGAAAUUAAAGAAAUCUAAUGUAGUAAUUCCUAAAAUUUGGAUAAGAAAAGUAUGCAAACUAUGAAUGUUGGAACACCAUAUUAUUAAGCUCCAGAAGUUAUUUAAUCCACACUUUAUGAUUCAUCAGCUGACAUCUGGUCUUUAGGAGCCUUAAUUUAUGAGCUUUAUACUACUGAGCCUUUAUUUAAUGGAGUCACUUUAGAGGAUAUAUAAAAAUAAAUUUUAUCCACUUAAUAAGAUCAAAGCGUCAUUUAAUUAAAGAUAGAUUAACUUCAAUGUGAUACUAAAUAUAAGGAUUUAUUAAAAUAAAUGUUAAGCUACGUUGCUUCAGAAAGACCUUCCAUACAAUAAAUAUAAAACACAUAUAAAAUAGAAUCAGCAAUCAAUUUUGGAAAAAUUAAAGAGUAGUCAUAAAUGAGAAUCUAAUAAGCUUAUCUUAGUUUUAGACCUUUGGAGUUUGUUUAAUAAUAAACGGAAGUAUAAAACUUUACGGAAAGCUCAGAUUAACAACAAAAUUUAUAAAAUUAAAAGUAAAGUCCUAAUUUAUAAAACAAUAAGAAUGAUGUUCAAGGAAACUAAUAAAUCAACUAUAAUAGCUAGAAUGCAGAUGUAAAAUAGAAAUUUUAAUAAUUUUAAAAAUUUUAACAAAACUAAGGUAUGAACUAAAAUUAAACAGCUAAAAAUUUCUAUCCUAACUUUCCUAACUUGAAUUAAUAAUUGAUAACAACUCGUAAUCGUCCAGAAUUUUAUUCUAAUAUUCAACAAAAUAAUGAUGAAAGCAAAAUGGACUAAAAAGUCCUAAGUCAAAUGUAAGAAAUCAAAUAAGAAAAUUUUAAAUAAUGUUAAUUCCAAUAAAAUUUUAAUUAAAUUGGUUAAGGAAUCAAUUAAACUGCUUUUUAUUUGCCACCAAAUUUUAACUUUCCUUAAUUUGAUUAAACAUCAGCUAACUCUUAAUAAUUUUAAAACACACAAAAACAGGCUCCAAAAUUUAUGUGGAACAAUAACUAAUAAGAUAAUUAAAGUAAAUCUUAAGAAAAAGGUUAAUUCAAUUUUCAAUAUAAUUAAAAUUUUACCCAAAAAUGGUAGGCUUAGAAUAAAGAAAUGAAAAUUGAAAAUCAAACAUAAUUACCAGUGGAAAAAUAAUAAUUCUAAUAGUAAUAGUAAUAGUAAUACUAUUAAUAAUAAUAAUAAUAAUAAUAAUAAUAAUAAUAAUAGUAGUAUUAACAAUAAUUAUAGCAAUAGUAAUAAUAUCAAUAGUAGCAAUAGUUAUAAUAUCAAUAACAAUAAUAGUGUUAAUAACCAAAAUAAUAAUAGUCUUAAUAAUCAUAGCAAUAAUAGUAUUAAUAACCAUAACAAUAAUAGUAUUAAUAAAUGUAAUAAUAGGAAUAACAAUAAUAGCAAUAACAAUAAUAGCAUUAACAAUAACAAUAAUAGCAAUAGUAGUAAUAUCAAUUGUAGUAAUAACAAUAGCAAUAAUAAUUACAAUAUUAGUAAUAACAAAAUCAAUAAUUACAAUAUUAAUAAUAACAAUAGCAGUAAUAAUAAUAACAAUAUCAAUAAUAGCAAUUAUAGAAGCAAUAAUUAUAAUAAAUUGAUAAUUCAAGUUAAUUUAACCAGUUUUAAGAUAUAAAACCAAACUCUCUGAAAAAUCUAUAAAAUUUAGAAUCAGUUAUUGAAAUGCCUGCAGAUACAGAAUAAUCAAUGGAUAUCAAAUAAUAUGAGAAAAAUACACUAAAUAAAAUUAAUGAGAAAAUAAAAUAAACAUUUAAUAUUCCUCUAAAUAUUAUCGAGAUUUAGGAUUAAGAAGACUUAAAAAAACCAGAAUAUGCAAUGAAAAUUAGAGAGUAUUUAGUUGCAUAGUACCAGAAGAUUAAAUAAAUGAAGGAUAUUAAUCAAUAUGAAGCCUAUAUUCAAAACCCAAGAAUGAGCUCUGAGUACUAUAAUUAUUGA
This is a messenger RNA of Paramecium tetraurelia, 2424 nucleotides long. RefSeq lists its product as uncharacterized. Gene Ontology annotation, biological process: protein phosphorylation. The transcript is spliced from 4 exons. Gene Ontology annotation, molecular function: protein kinase activity; ATP binding. NCBI's taxonomy places the organism in Eukaryota, Ciliophora, Oligohymenophorea, Peniculida, Parameciidae. The record is from RefSeq and is a predicted model, not a curated record.